AUGAGCCAUCAGAUUGCAGGUUCGACACCUUCAACAAUGGCCGUUGUCGCUCCAGAUAUAAACUCCAACCCGGAGCCCUCAAAGGACAGCGCAAUGACUCUCUUCCGCCAGUUCGGCUUCGGCGACAAGACCAGGAUUCCCUUUGGGACUGUCCACGAAGCCUUCAUACACCAUGCUACACAAGCACCUUCAGAGGUUGCCCUGGUGGAUCUCUCCCCGGGCACGCCCAAGGAAGUCACAUACGGGGAGCUUCUGCGGCAGUCCCAGUUCAUUGCGACCCAGCUGCGGGCGAACGGAGUGAUCCCAGGACACCGGGUGAUGCUUCUGAUGAAGCGCAGCGCUGAGAUGGUGGCUGGCAUCCUCGGGAUCCUCAUGGCUGGGGCUCAGUAUAUCCCGAUGGAUGGCGGGGUUGUCCCCGACCACACUCUGCAGCACGCGGUCGAGCAGUCCAGCAUUACUGUUGUGCUGUGUCUCCACCCGUUCGAGGAGCGGAUCCGGUUCUUGGGGACUGCUGGUGUCUCCAUCCUGGUGCUGGAUGACCUGCUCCAGAGCCCUGCCUUUACCGACUUCGCUGUGGAUCAGGCGAGCCUGCUUUGCGAGGGCAACAAAAAUUCCGGAUGCUACCUCAUAUACACCUCUGGUACAACCGGAGCACCGAAAGGUGUGUAUGUUACGCACAAAAAUGUCACCAACAUCCUCUGCCAAGCACCGGGCAACCUGGGCAUGGCCCGCGGCAAAAAAGUCGGGCAGGUGCUGUCCGUGAGUUUCGAUAUGGGCGCCUGGGAGGUCCUCGGCAGCAUGUCGAAUGGAGCCACGCUGGUCCUGCGAGGAUCUGACUGGAAUAAAGCUUUGCAAAAGAUCGACACGUUGAUCUGCACACCGAGUAUUCUCAACCGAUACAGCCCCGAUCAGUUUCCCAAUAUUCGGUGCGUGGCCACGGCUGGCGAGCCGUCCACUCAAAGUCUGGCGGACAAAUGGGCGUUGGCUGGGGUGGAAUACUACAACUGCUGUGGGCCCACCGAGAUCACCAUCAUAAACACCAUGCAUAAGCAUACUGCUGGCAGCGCGCUUACCAUUGGGAAACCCACGCCGAACAACAACGUCUACAUCUUGGACGGGAACAAGGCCCCGUGCCAGAUCGGGGAGAUUGGCACCAUCUGGGCUGGUGGCGCUGGUGUGACAAGGGGUUAUAUUGGCCAGCCGGAAAAGACUGCGGAAAAAUACCACUACGAUGUGUUUCUGAAUGAUGGAAAGUCGUUGAUGUACAACACGGGCGACCUCGCGCGAUGGCUUCCUGACGGCAACCUGGAGACAUUCGGUCGUGACGAUGAUCAGGUCAAACUUCUUGGGUUCCGCGUGGAACUUGACGGGGUCAGCCAUUGCCUGACAUCGGCUCCCGGCGUCCAGCAAGCCACAGCCCUAAUGAUCGGGGGCCAACUGACUGGGAUUGUCUCACCAAAACUAUGCAGCAUCGAGAAACUGAGUGAAGAUCUGAAGACGAGACUUCCGUACUAUGCGAUCCCGACCAAAUGGCACACCGUGGACGAGUUCCCCCUGACGUUUAACGGAAAGGUCGACAAGCGCGAGCUGGCUAAGCAGGUCCAGGAAGCCAGGCACUCCCAGACAGAGCUCUACUCUGCGCUCGGCAAACAAAAGGAGCUGUACACAAGCACAAUGUCCACUGGCUCCGAUUCCUUGUCGGAUCCCAAAAAGGACCCGCUGCCGCUUCCUGUACCGGACAAACGGUGGAACAAGCCGUGGCGCGGCCUUAGACAUCGCAUCUUUAUCGUUUACCGGACCUUAUUCUCGCUUAUAUUCCUGUCUAACAUCGCUGUUCUGAUUGCCUUCUUGACGGUGCCGACAAUUCCUCGCCAGCAUAUCACGACCAUCGCGUUCGUCAACCUCACGAUCGCGAUCCUGGUCCGGCAAGACGUGGUCAUCAACAUCCUGUACACUAUCUCCUGCUCCGUUCCAAAGUCCUGGCCCCUUGCAAUCCGCAAGCGAUGCGCAAAGAUAUACCACCUGGGCGGCGUCCAUUCCGGCGCCGCAGUCAUGGCAGUGGCCUGGUACACCGGCGGCAUCUGCUACAACAUCACCGUGUUCGCAACCCGACCAGAUGAUCCCCUGAGACCAUCAGUCCUGACAAUCGUUCUCUCCCUGAUGGCCUUAUCUAUCUUCAUCUGCAUGAUCACACUCGCCUAUCCCACCAUUCGAAAGAAGAACCACGAUAUCUUCGAACGCGUCCACCGUUUCGCUGGCUGGACCGCACUGGUGAUUAUCUGGGUCCAGAACAUGUCCUCCAUCCGCGACCAACGACCACCCGGCACAUCACUCGGCGAGCAGGUUAUCAGAACGCCCAGCUUCUGGAUGGUCAUCGUUAUUACAAUGAGCAUUGCCAGUUCGUGGUUAUUCCUCCGCAAGGUCCCCGUCGACGCAGAGGUCCUCUCCAACCACGCCGUCCGUCUGCAUUUCGACUACACGGUGCCUGUCAAUGGAAGCUUUACUCGACUAUCGGAACGCCCCCUCAUCGAAUGGCACUCCUUCGCGACUGUUCCAGCCCCAGUGCCGAAGAAUGGCCGGCCCAAGGGAUACUCUCUCGUUGUGUCUCGUGCGGGCGACUGGACCGGCGGUCGGAUCAGUAAACCGCCUACUCAUCUUUGGGUGCGAGGUGUUCCAACCUGCGGCGUAAUGCGCAUCGCAACCCUCUUCAACCGCGUCGUCCUGCUCGGCACAGGAUCCGGAAUCGGGCCUUUACUCGGCCACAUCCAGAUCCCAACGUGCCCAUUCCGGCUGGUCUGGUCGACCUCGAACCCGAUGCAGAACUUCGGAAAGGGCAUUUUGGACGAUGUAUACAACGCCGACCCCGGUGCUGUUGUGCACGAUACGAAGAAACAGGGACGGCCCGAUCUGGUCAAGCUUACCUGGAACGCGGUGCGGGAGUUUGGGGCCGAGGCGGUGAUUGUUAUCUCGAACGAAAAGCUGACGAAGAAGGUUGUUUAUGGGAUGGAGACGAGGGGCAUUCCGGCCUACGGGGCUAUUUGGGAUAGUUAA
Molecule: messenger RNA, 3051 nt
Organism: Aspergillus puulaauensis
Lineage: Eukaryota; Fungi; Ascomycota; Eurotiomycetes; Eurotiales; Aspergillaceae
Gene: tmpL
Product: putative NRPS-like enzyme
Exons: 8
Coding region: 1-3051 (1016 amino acids)
Source: RefSeq, a predicted model, not a curated record